Molecule: messenger RNA, 1402 nt
Organism: Archocentrus centrarchus (flier cichlid)
Lineage: Eukaryota; Metazoa; Chordata; Actinopteri; Cichliformes; Cichlidae
Product: choline-phosphate cytidylyltransferase B-like
Exons: 8
Coding region: 143-1243 (366 amino acids)
Biological process (GO): CDP-choline pathway
Molecular function (GO): phosphatidylcholine binding; choline-phosphate cytidylyltransferase activity
Source: RefSeq, a predicted model, not a curated record
GGGUCAGGCAGGGUGAUGGGAUGUAUACUUAAACGGACGCGCAGGUUUAGAAAUCAUCCCUGUGCAGUAGCUGGACUGACUGAGAGGCGCGACAGGUGGGUGCAGAGUGAUUGUUAGCUGACAAAGGGGAAGAACGUCCCAGAUGGCUCGCAGGAGACGAGGCCGUGGCGGCCAUGGACAGCAGCAACAACAGGGUGCGCACAAUCAAAAAGGAGGCCCUCGCAGGACUCUGCGGGAGCCAGCGGCUUUUGCCAAGUCUACAGGUUUUGAAUCAGAGAUCUCCCAUGACAAGCUCACCAUUGCUCAAGCACGGAGGGGGACACCAGCUAACCGCCCUGUGAGAGUCUACGCUGAUGGAAUCUUUGAUCUCUUCCAUUCGGGACACGCUCGAGCUCUGAUGCAGGCAAAAAAUGUGUUCCCAAACACUCACCUGAUAGUAGGAGUGUGCAGUGAUGAACUCACCCACAAGUUUAAGGGCUACACAGUGAUGACAGAGGACGAACGCUAUGAUGCCCUCAGGCACUGCCGUUAUGUUGAUGAGGUGGUGCGGGACGCUCCCUGGUCUCUUACACCAGAAUUCCUCAAGAAACAUAAGAUUGACUUUGUGGCCCAUGAUGAUAUCCCUUAUACCUCCGCUGGAUCAGAGGAUGUCUAUAAACACAUCAAGGAAGCAGGAAUGUUUGUGGCCACUCAGAGGACAGAGGGCAUCUCCACAUCUGAUCUGAUCACUCGUAUCGUCCGAAAUUAUGACAUGUAUGUCCGGCGCAACCUGCAACGAGGCUACACAGCCCGUGAACUAAAUGUUGGCUUCAUUAAUGAGAAAAAGUACCGGCUCCAGAACCAGGUGGACAAGAUGAAAGAGACAGUCCGUACUGUGGAGGAAAAGUCAAAGCAUUUUGUCUAUAGAGUGGAGGAGAAGAGUCAAGACCUCAUCCACAAAUGGGAAGAGAAGUCACGAGAAUUCAUUGGCAACUUUCUGGAGCUUUUUGGACCUGACGGAGCAUGGCAUGCAAUUCAGGAGAGAAGUGGUCGCAUGCUCCAGGCCCUGUCACCCUACUCUUCACCUCGUGGCUCCCCAAGCAGCAGUCCCACCAGAAGACGCUCAGUUUCUUCUGACUCCACCCCCUCCUCUGCAACUGCCUCCCCACCUUCCUCUCCAUCUUUCCCCUCUUCAACCAAAAAGGGGAGACGCUCACGCUCCUCGCCCAAAGUUGCCUCUACAAACAGUAAACAAGCACAGUGAGCUCCUCGUUCUUUAACCAUGUUUAUUUGCCCUCUUGCAGUCUACGUGCCAUUCAUUUGAAACACAAUGUUCCUAAAAUGGCUAUUAAUUAAAAAAUAAAUAAAAAUAUUUAAUUUAUUAAGGGUGUAUUUAAGUGAGAUGUCAUGUAGAUAAUGUGUG